This is a messenger RNA of Nelumbo nucifera (sacred lotus), 4177 nucleotides long. RefSeq lists its product as uncharacterized. The record is from RefSeq and is a predicted model, not a curated record. NCBI's taxonomy places the organism in Eukaryota, Viridiplantae, Streptophyta, Magnoliopsida, Proteales, Nelumbonaceae.
UCGAGGACCUUCGUAUUUCUUCUACUUUCUUGUAAUUUCAUUUGUUCUCUCGCUGGGCGGGUGCUUUCCCUGCGACCUGUCUCGUUGGGUUUUUGCUCCCUCCCCAGCCUCCCGAGCUCGUUGAAAAUUUUCUCGCAUCUCGUCAAUCAUUUCGCGGCUUCGUUUCUUUAACAGAACGACAGUAGUCCCAAAGAGGUGUGUCUAACUUGGAGGGCAAUCUUGAUAUAGUUUUGCUGUGAGACCAGAUACAGCAUGUAUUGCUCUCUUCCUAUGAUGAUUUGAACAAAUUGAGAAAGAGGUGGAAAAGGUCAUGAGGGAAGCAUAGCCAGGCAACUUCUAUAUCCUCUGUAAACCAUGGACUGCAACAAAGAGGAGGCCAUCAGAGCCAAGGAAAUUGCAGUGAAGAAGAUGAUAAACAAGGAUUUCAUGGGAGCUCGGAAAAUUGCCCUCCGAGCCCAACAACUUUAUCCAGAUCUGGAGAACAUAUCCCAGAUGCUUACAGUGUGUGAAGUACACUGUUCUGCUGAGCAGAGGAUAUUUGGAUCUGAGGUGGACUGGUAUGCUAUCCUUCAAGUUGAGCAAACAGCUGAUGAUGCAUCAAUUAAAAAGCAAUACCGAAAGCUUGCACUCCUACUUCAUCCUGAUAAAAACAAAUUUUCUGGGGCAGAAGCUGCAUUUAAGCUGAUUGGGGAAGCCCAGAGAGUACUUUUGGACCAGGCAACACGUUCUGCCUAUGACAUGAAGCGUAGAAACUCCAUGAGAACAGUUGUUGUGCCAAAGCAUCCCCAAUCUCAGGCAAGUAGAAACACUCCUGUUUGGAAACAACCUGGGGCUCAGAGCAAUUUGGUGAAUGGUGCUCACCCACAGUUCGCAAACUCCCAGUACCAACAGCAGCAGGUCCACCGAGUCUUCUCCAAUGGCCAGCAGACUUUCUGGACUAUGUGCCCAUCUUGUUGUGUAAAGUAUCAAUAUUACACAAACAUUUUGAACAAGGCUCUGCGUUGCCAAAGUUGCAAAAAACCCUUUGUUGCAUCCGAGUUAGAAGCUCGAGGUGUUCCUACAGGCAAUUGUUAUCGCCCUGUAUUUCCCCAACAGACAGUGGGGCUAGGUCAGGGUGCUCAAAACACAGGCCCACAAAGUACUGCUUGGAGUCCCCCUUCCAGUAUGGGAUUUCAAGGAAAUCCUGGUAGUGGCAUCCCUACAUCAGAAACGGUUCCAAGGACAAGAGGCACUUUUGAGGUUGGGGAGAAGUCUAAAACUACAUCAAAGGGAGAUGCAGAUGUAGAUAUGGGAGUUGGGGAUGAGGGGGGAAGAAGAUCUGUGUUUGCGGAACAAAAGACUGAUGAUUCAGGAAGCAGAAACAGGAAAAGAGGAAGGCAGAUCAAAGAGGAAUCAAGUGAAAGUUGUGACACUGAAAGCAGCACUGACACUGAAGUUAUAGAAGACAAUGGUCUUUCUGCCGCCCAGAAUGCUGGAGCUACUGAAGGCCAUUACCCACGGAGGUCUACUAGACAGAAGAAUAAGGUUGCUUACAAUGAAGAUACAAGUGAUGAUGAUGACUUCGUGUCCCCUCCUAAAAGGUCAAGGGGCACUUCAAAUGAGCAGAGCAAUGAAGAAUCUAAAUCCAAUAAGCAGGCUGGUUUUGCCAGUGAUCCUAAAGAGGUUGAGAAAAAGGAGCCCCCUCUUCGUGAAAACUUAGCGAAUGGAAAAGAUAAUGCCAAGGAGUGCAAAGAAAAUGGAAAAGAAGCAUCACCUGUGCAUGAUACCAGAGAAAGAUCAAAAGUUGAUGAUGAUUUUGAAUCAAAGACAAUCCAUAAGACCAAUCCAGAGCCUGAAUUCUUAAAUUGCCCUGAUCCAGAGUUCAGUGACUUCGACAAGCAUAAAAAAGAGGAUUCUUUUGCAGUUGAUCAAGUCUGGGCUAUCUAUGAUAAUUUGGAUGGCAUGCCUAGGUUCUAUGCUCGGGUUGUGAAAGUAAUUUCACCUGGAUUUAAGCUACGGAUCACUUGGCUAGAGCCUAAUCCAGAUGACCAAGAUGAGAUUGAUUGGACAGACGAGGACUUGCCCGCUGCGUGUGGCAAGUUCCAACUAGGAAAAAGUCAGUUUACUGAAGAUAAGCUUAUGUUCUCUCAUUUGGCUACUUGGGAAAAAGGUAGAAUUAAAGGUUCUUACAAGAUAUACCCUAAAAAGGGAGAAACUUGGGCACUUUUUAAGAACUGGAAUAUCAAUUGGAAAUCUGAGCCAGAUAAUCAUAGAGAAUAUGAGUAUGAAUUUGUUGAAGUCCUGUCAGAAUAUAACAAGGGGACUGGUAUUACAGUUGCAUUUAUUGCUAAGGUGAAAGGGUUUGUAUGCUUGUUCCAACGUACAACAAAGGAAGGUGUUAAUUCGUUCCAAAUACCACCCAAUGAAUUAUUUAGGUUUUCCCAUAUGGUACCUUCAUUUAAAAUGACUGGUAAGGAAARGGAAGAUGUUCCAGAAGGGUCAUUUGAGCUUGAUCCUGCUUCUCUGCCAAUUGGUCUGCAAGAGUAUGCUUGUGCAGAAGAUGCCAAAACAGAAAUUGAAAAUGCAGACGUGAAAUCCAAUGGUUCACGUCCUAUAUCUCCAGAGAACACGAGGCCCAUGACAAAUAGGUCUGACAUGAGGGAGAAGUGUAUAGACCCGGACAAGAAUAUUGCACUAGAAAGAGAGAAUUCAAUUAGCAGCCAUCGGUCUCAAGGUGGAUUGAAUGACAUCCGUAAGAAACCUAAUCAAACAAAUGCAGGUCAAUGUGCAAGCAAAGAAGAGAUUGYCAAGAAUUCUGAUUAUGUUGCUGAUGAGAAAGAGAGGAUUUCAGGUCCCAGGGACAAGAAUUCUGAUUAUGUUGCUGAAGACCCGUGUUCCUCUUCAACUUCAUCCGUAGAACCUUCUGAAAUUUCAGAUUCGGAAUUUUAUGACUUCCAAGCUGAAAAGUCCCAUGAGAAGUUCCAGCCCGGUCAGGUAUGGGCAUUAUAUAGCGAUGUGGAUGGCUUGCCUAAGUACUAUGCUCGAAUAAGAAAAAUCAAGUCUCCUCCAGAUUUUAAAGUGUACAUAACAUGGCUUGACGCCUGCCCACUACCUAAAGACAUGAUUCAGUGGCUUGACAAGGAGAUGCCUAUUUGCUGUGGUACCUUUAAGGUUCAAAAUGGGAAAUCUACUGCUUAUGAUGACACCUGUUCCUUUUCUCAUCAGUUGCGAGUUGAUACCUCUGGUAAGAACGGAUAUGACAUCUACCCAAGGAAAGGUGAAGUUUGGGCAUUGUUUAAGGACUGGAAUACUGAAUGGACAUGCUCUGAUCUGCCUAAUUGCAACUAUGACAUAGUAGAAAUCCUUGAGGACAAUGGUUUGACAACGAAAGUACUUGUCUUGGAACAGGUGGAUGGUUACAAGUCUGUUUUCAGGGCUGAAAGAAAAGGAGCAUCAGCUGUAACAAUGGAGAUUCCGCGGGUUGAGUUACUAAGAUUUUCUCAUCAAAUUCCAGCCUACCAGCUGACAGAGAGAGAAGGCAGAUUAAGAGGCUGUUGGGAACUCGACCCUGCAGCCUUGCCUUCUUAAUUUUUCUUCAGAUUGGGUUUUUGGACUGCAUCCAGCCGUCCAGCACAGACAUUUGUACUACUGCAAUGCCUCUGUUCCCUGAGUUCCCAUAAGAUUUUUGGAGAACAUUUUAAACGAUGACAAUAUUUUCUAUUUUUGGGAUUUGGGACAUGAUAGCUGAUAUACCCAAGUUAACUCAGCUCCUUUAUUAAUGCAUGCCGGAGCUCCGCAGGUUUCCAUUUGGGGCGUGCAUAUCAAGUCGGAGCUGUCUUCAGAAGCAUGGGCGGGCUCAGCCAGGAACAAGUUCUGGUCUAGAGUUUCAAGGGGAAGAAGAGACAGUGCCUCUUUUUUCCUUUUUGAUAUUUGUUUUUCUUUUCCUGUUUUGAUCCUUCAGGCCAACGAUGCAGCUUGGCAUCUUAUGUAAUGUAAUUGAUCAGCAAUGGGAUUAAUCUUUUAAACUCAGAUGGGAUGGACGAUGUUUGGUCUACUUGCUCUAUUCAGUUGGCAUCUUCUGUAAUAUACCCAUCCCUUGGCUACUCUUUGUUUCUAUUAGUAGUACGUUUCAAUUAAAAACUUUUGAAAUCAUGUAUCACCAUGCUAAUAUACCCAGUGCCAGAUAUGGUAAUUUUCC